AUGUCAGAAACAAAUAGUCCAAUCAUUACAACUCCUACUACUACUACUACUUCUACUACUAGAGUAUAUACACUUGGAUUACGUAGAGAAGAUAAGAAUCGAUGGGAACGUCGUGCACCCUUGGCACCAUCACACAUUGAACAGUUAGUCAAGCGCGGCAUUCGUUGCAUUGUGCAACCAAGCACACUGCGAAACUAUAGCAAUGCCGCCUAUGAAAAGGCCGGUGCCAUCAUCCAAGAGGAUUUACGCGACUGUGACACAAUCUGUGCCGUCAAGGAGGUGCCAUCCGAGUACUUGUUUGAAGGCAAGACCUACUUGUUCUUUUCGCACACCAUCAAGGCACAGCCAUACAACAUGCCCAUGUUGGACGAGAUCAACAACAAAAAGAUCCGUCUCAUUGAUUACGAGCGUAUCACUGACAAUCAAAACAAGCGUCUUGUUCGUUUUGGUGCCUUUGCCGGUUACGCUGGUAUGAUUGACAUGUUGCACGCCCUUGGUGAUCGUCUCUUGGCCAAGGGUUUCUCUACCCCAUUCCUCCAUGUCGGUUACUCCUAUGUCUACAGCAAGUUGGAAAAUGCCAUGGAUGCCGUUCGUGCCAUCGGUGAAGAAAUCUCUCAAGUUGGUCUCCCCGAUGAUCUCCUCCCAUUUACCUUUGCUUUCACUUCUGAUGGUGCUGUUGCUCAAGGUGCUCUUUCCAUUUUUAAAUUACUUCCUCAUAAAAUGGUUACUCCUGAUGAAAUGGUUGAUCUUGUUAAAAAUAAAAAGGGAGAAAGAGGAAUUUUAUAUGGUACAAUUAUAAAAUCUGAACAUAUGGUAGAACCAAUAGAUUCAUCAAAGAAAUUUGAUAAAGAUGAUUAUUAUAAAGAUCCAUCAAAAUAUAAACCAAUCUUUUUUGAAAAGUAUGCACCAUAUAUUUCAUGUUUAAUUAAUUGUAUGUAUUGGGAUGCAAAAUUCCCAAGAUUAAUUACAAUUAGACAAAUGGAACAAUUGGUUGAAACUGGUAAUUCACGUUUAAUUGGUGUAGCUGAUAUUUCAGCAGAUAUUAAUGGUUCAUUGGAAUUUUUAAUGAAAACAACUUCAAUUGAUUCUCCAUUAUAUAUUUAUGAUCCAAAAACUCAAGAAAUUCAUGAUCCUACAACUGAUCAAAAAUAUAUGUAUAGAGAAGGAAUAUUAUUUUUAGCAGUUGAUAAUUUACCAACAGAAUUUCCAAAGGAAGCAACACAAUGGUUUGGAGAUCAUUUAUUACAAUUUAUGGAAGCAAUUGUUAGAUCCGAUCCAUUAAAGCCAUAUGACAAGAUGAAUGAUAUUCCAGAUGAAAUUAAACGUGCUACCAUUACAGCUCAUGGAUCAUUGACACCACCAUUUGAAUACAUUAAAGAGUUGCGCAAGAAAAGAGAAGCAAUGAUUAAGCGAGUUUUAAUUAUUGGUGCUGGAUUAAUUUCACACCCAGUCAUUUCCUAUCUUGCUCGUAAUCCAAGUCAUGAAGUGGUUGUAGCAGAUAUUGAUGCUGAUCAAGUAAACAAGGCUGUUAAAUUUGAACCAGAUAUUCAAACUAUUGUGAUUGAUGUAAAUGAUCAAUCAAAAUUGGAUAAACUAGUUUCAAAACAAAAAGUUGUCAUUUCUCUUUUGCCAGAUGACUUGACAUUAUUGGUUGCAAAAAGUUGUUUACGUACAAAAAAACAUCUCAUUACUACAAGUUAUUUGACAAAUGAAAUGAAACAACUUCAUCAAGAAGCAAAAGAUGCAAAUUUAACAUUUUUAAAUGAAAUGGGUUUGGAUCCAGGAGUUGAUCAUUUGGAAGCAUCGCGAGUCAUCAAUAGUGUGAAAAAGCAAGGUGGUAAAAUUCGUUCAUUUGUAUCUUGGUGUGGUGGUUUACCAGCUCCAGAAUCUUCCGACAAUCCAAUGGGUUACAAGUUUAGUUGGAGUCCAAGAGGUAUGUUGGAAGCUGUCAAAAUGCCUGCUGCCUACAAACAAGAUGGACGUGACAUUGUAGUCUCUGGUCAAGAAGUUUACAAACGUGUUCAAAAGGUAGACAUCUUCCCUGCCCUUUCAAUCGAAGGUGUACCAAAUAGAAAUUGUCUCUCACUUGGUCAAUAUUAUGGUAUUCAAGAUAGUAAAACAAUCUUUAGAGGUACUAUUCGUUAUAAAGGUUUUUGUCAAGUAAUUGAAGCUGCCGUUGAAAUUGGUCUAUUGGAUGAAACAGAAGUUGGUCUUUUAAAGGUUGGACAAGAAAAGAUUUCAUGGAACAAGGCUCUUAGAGCCAUUUUACCAGAUCCAUUAUCAUCGACAAGUGCAAACGAUAAAUUUUCAACACAAGAAAUGUUCCGUCGUAAAUUACGUACUCGUCGUGGUUACCCAAGUAAAGGUUAUGAUGAUGAAAAGAUUACCUACAUCUUGUCGGUAUUUGAAUGGUUGGGAGUAUUCUCGGAAACCAUUGAAAUUGCUCAAAAGGGUAGUUAUUUUAAUGCCUUUUCACAAUUACUCAAAGGCAAAUUGGAAUUUUCACCAUCUGAAAGAGAUCUCAUCAUUCUCCAUCACAUCUUUGGUAUUGAAUGGCCAGAAGGACGUCAUGAAACUAAAACUUCUACCCUCGUCUAUUAUGGUACAAAAGAUCUUUCUGCCAUGGCCUAUACCAUUGGUUUACCAGCUGCUAUUGCCGCCGAACUAUUACUCGAAGGAAAUAUUAAAGAAACUGGUGUUGUCAUUCCAAUUACUGAAGAAUUUUAUAAACCAAUCUUAAAAGCUCUUCGUAAUGAAGGUAUGACUUUUAUUCAUCGUCAAGAAUUUGAUAAAGAAAAAGAUUAUUAA
Cavenderia fasciculata is the source of this 2808-nucleotide messenger RNA. RefSeq names its product aminoadipic semialdehyde synthase (gene aass). The transcript is spliced from 4 exons. The record is from RefSeq and is a predicted model, not a curated record. Lineage: Eukaryota; Evosea; Eumycetozoa; Acytosteliales; Cavenderiaceae. Gene Ontology annotation, molecular function: saccharopine dehydrogenase activity. The coding region runs from base 1 to 2808 and encodes 935 amino acids. Gene Ontology annotation, cellular component: cytoplasm.